Rhineura floridana is the source of this 4819-nucleotide messenger RNA. RefSeq names its product coenzyme Q8B (gene COQ8B). NCBI's taxonomy places the organism in Eukaryota, Metazoa, Chordata, Lepidosauria, Squamata, Rhineuridae. The coding region runs from base 330 to 2150 and encodes 606 amino acids. The transcript is spliced from 14 exons. Gene Ontology annotation, biological process: ubiquinone biosynthetic process. Gene Ontology annotation, molecular function: kinase activity. Gene Ontology annotation, cellular component: extrinsic component of mitochondrial inner membrane. The record is from RefSeq and is a predicted model, not a curated record.
UGUCUGUUUAGACGGAAGGGAGGAAGAGCCAGGAGGAGCCGGAAGUGGAUGCCGGGUGGGCUGCGAGGAGUGACGGUCAGACCGCGAUGGGAGCUGGGUGUCGGUUUCCCCUGAUUUGAUGACCUUUGACUCUGCCCGGGAGGGGGAGACUCUCACCCAACUAUUUUUGGCGGGGGAGGCUUGUAGCAGAUCAGCCCCCCUUGACCCUGAUAGUAGUAACUUUUGGCCCUGAAUCCCUCCCUUUUUCAGGCUGCCCUUUAACCCUUGGCCUAGUCAGGCCAGUUGGUGCCCUUUGACCCUGAGCUCCUCCUCCAGCCUCCCCCCCCGAGAUGCGUUGGAAACUGGGGCUCAGCCUCUUGGGGGCCAGCUCUGUGGGGAGGGUCGUUCCUGCAGCGGCAAGGCCUGCAUGGCAUCCCUGCUGCUCCCACAACUCUGCAGAGAGACCCAAGAACAGGACGCAGGAAGCCAGGGAGCAGCCAACAUCUCUCCGAAAAGAGCAGGAAAACAUGCCUUGCCAAGGAGGUUCAUCGUUAUGGGGAGCAAAUUCUUGCCACACCACAAGCACUUCAGAAUGGACCAUUUCUUGUUCAGGUGUCCAGUCAUUUCCUGUCAUCAUGGGGGCACCCAGGCUCUUGAGAAGCUCCAAGUGUGGGCAUCCCCGUCUGAUUCAUCAGAGUGCAUUGUUCAGAGGCCUCACGGUGGAAGACAUCCAGAAAGCAAGGGAAUCUAGGCUAAAGAGGGGCCAGGAGAGUCUGGGCAAAAUGAGGCAGAAGCUUAGUGAGAGGGCCCGGGAGCAGAAAGUGCCAGUUACACGUGUUGGACGGCUUGCAAAUUUUGGAGGUUUGGCUGUGGGUCUGGGUUUUGGAGCCUUGGUGGAAGUGGCAAAGAACUCCCUUAAUGGGGAGCACAAACCCAAGGAUGGAAGUUUCCUUUUGGAAUCCAACCCCUUCUUGUCAGAGGCUAACGCAGAGCGGAUCGUGGACACCCUCUGCAAGAUGCGUGGGGCGGCCCUUAAGAUUGGCCAGAUGCUAAGCAUUCAAGACAACAGCUUCAUCAGCCCCCAGCUGCAGCGGAUCUUCGAGCGCGUCCGCCAGAGCGCAGAUUUCAUGCCGCCCUCCCAGAUGAUGGAGGUCUUGGUGGAAGAACUGGGCACCAACUGGCGGGACAAAGUGGCCUCCUUCGAGGAAAUUCCCUUUGCAGCCGCCUCCAUCGGGCAGGUGCACCUUGGGGUGCUGAAGGAUGGGACUGAGGUGGCAAUGAAGAUCCAGUAUCCUGGCAUCGCUCAGAGCAUCCGAAGUGAUGUGGACAACCUUCUGUCAGUGCUGAAGAUGACCGUGAUGCUCCCAGAAGGCCUCUUUGCAGACAACACCCUGCAGGUGCUUCAGAAGGAGCUGGGGUGGGAGUGUGACUACCAGCGGGAAGCCGACUGCGCCCGGAAGUUCAGGCACCUUCUGGCAGGAGACCCCUUCUUUGAGGUGCCUGAGGUGCUUGGCGAGUUGUCCACCAAGAGGGUCUUGUCCAUGGAGCUGGCGGGGGGCGUCCCGCUGGACCAGUGCCAAGCGCUCGACCAGGAGCUCCGUAAUGAGAUCUGCUCACACAUCCUUCGCCUUUGCCUCCGGGAGCUCUUUGAAUUCCGCUUCAUGCAGACCGAUCCAAACUGGUCCAAUUUUUUCUAUGACGCCGAGAGACACAAGAUAACCUUGCUGGACUUUGGUGCCUGCCGAGACUUUGGCAAGGAGUUCACUGACCAUUACAUCGAGGUGGUGAGAGCUGCCGCUGAUGGGAACAGAGCCAAAGUGCUCCAGAAAUCAAAAGACCUCAAAUUCAUGACUGGAUUGGAGACCAAGGUUUUUGAAGAUGCACACGUUGACGCGGUGAUGAUCCUGGGGAAGGCUUUCUCCACUCCAGGCACCUUCAACUUCAGCACUCAAAACAUGACCCAAUGCAUCCAGAACCUUAUCCCUGUGAUGCUGAAGCACCGGUUGAGCCCUCCGCCAGAGGAGAGCUACUCCUUGCACCGCAAGAUGGCCGGAUCCUUCCUCAUCUGUGCCCGCCUGGGAGCUGCCAUCCCCUGCCGUGAGAUGUUUGAAGAGGCAUAUGCCCGGUACUCUGCCCAGGAGUGUCUCACUGCAUUUGUGGAUGUGGCCUAGAGGGAGGGGCCUUCUUUUGUUACUCUGGUGGGUGCAUCAAAAGGCUCUGAGAGAGAAGAGUUCUGUUUGUCCUGCUGCUUGGUGGGUCCACGCCUAGGACCCUUUGCAGUGUGUCUGCCGGCAGAUUCUGCUUUACACCAACCGCUUGACUUGACCCAUUCAGCUGUUGGACCCUGGCUUGCCUUUCCUCUUGCCGUCUCGGCUUCUAACGCAGCCAGCUGCGCCAUUCCCCUCCCCUGCCAUGCCCCAUUAGUCACUGGGGCCUCCUUGGGGCAAGGGAGGUAGCAGCAACAGCCAGACCCUGCCCCCUACAGGCCAGGUGCUUUCCUGCACUCCCUGCCUCUGCCUCCAGAAGGGAGGGAGGGAGGGAGGCCAAGAGCCAGCCUUGAGUGUUGUUGGAGAGAGAGAGAGGUCCAGGGCAGAGGGACGGUUCAUCCUCUUGUUGCUACAGCAGCAGAUGAAGCUCCAGGCAGACUUGUGUGGCAAAGUGUGUGUGUGCUGCUAUUACAGGCAUUGCUUUCCUUAGAAAGAGAGGGGCGCCAUCCUUGCCAUGAAAGCAGGGAGGUGCUGAGGACCAGAAGAGCAGGGGGCUGUGCCUUGUAGGCCGAAAGGGGGUACAAGGGAGGAGGGGAAAGCUGAGUUGCCAUUUGGAAUGCUUUUGUGCAGGGAGGGCCUUCCACCCCCUGGAGUACCCGACUCUACAGCAGCCUGGAAAUGGAAUGAUGAUUGGAUGAAAGACCCCACUCUUGCCAAAGAGUUUCCUGCUUCCUCUGUUUUCCUUUCCAGCUCUUUAAUAACUGGGAAAUGAGGGAUCACGGUAUUAUUACAGAUCAUGCUUACUGGCCAUCAGCUUUUCUCUCAAAAAUGAAAACAUCUGACUGAAUAAUGCGACUGAUGAGAGCCAAAAAUGGGAUGGGAGCAGAAGGAAUUAGCCGGCUGGAUCCUCUGAUGUUCAGGGAACAACAGUAGCUACAUAUGAAACAGAAUUUAAUCCAUCAGAAGCACUUGUAACAUUUCUCCCUGCCCUCUUCAGCAAACUUAGGAAGGCUUUUUAUUAUUUUGUAUCUGUUUUUUGGGACUGGGGACUAAGUUCUGAGCUUUGGGAAGAAAAACCAUUAUUUUUUUCCAGGAAUAAAGUUUGUUAGAAGUCUGAUUUACCUUUUUUAAACAUGUUUAUAGGAGAUAAUGCUGAUCUGUUGUAUAAAGGAUUGAUAGGAUUUAUGUCGGCAGCGGCCAGAUCCCUUAUUGGAUGCUUCUGGAGAGACUUGCAGGGUUGAGUCUUGACCUUUGGCACAGGAAACUGUGGAAAAUAGCUUCAUUAGAAAAGAUGACUCAAAGACUGCCUCUGGCGAAAGGAAAAAAGAAAAAAGACAAUUUUGCAGCAACGUGCUGGCCUCUUCCUCUCGCAUACAGCAGAUGCAGACAAUAGUACAUCAGUUACCACCCCCUUUAAAUUGUUCUCAUUCAGAUGAUGUUUGGAUUCAUGGACCAAGUAUUUGUGCAAACGUGUGUCUCUCCGAGGAGCUCAAGGAUGGAGUGAAUGAUACAGGCACUGGGAAAUGCAGGAAAGGGGUUUUUCUCACUUCUGUAUAUGAAGACUGAAUAAAUACAUUUAUGGGGGGGAAAGAAAUAUGUUUUACCCAAGAACACAGUAAAAUACCACCUGUUGAAAAGCACCCACCAGAGCAGCUUUUCCUCUGAUGUGUUGCUGUCCAGCUGUUUUGGACUAAAACUCCCAUGAGCCCCUACAAGCCCAAGCUCAUCGUCUGGUCCAGUGUGACAGAUGCAAUUUGCAGUUCAAAGCAAUUGGAGGGCACCAGGUUGGGAAAAGGCUGACUUUGGAGGCUCUGUAGCCCAGACUUUCCCCCCCCAUCUGCAUUAAGUCGUAGGAGCGUGGUUGGCUCUGACGGUUCCAGAGGAGGUCUGCAGCAGCAUCCCACCCAGGUCUCUUGGCAAAUCCUCCUACUUGCAACUGUCCCUUGUCCAAGCUAAACUUGGGCACAGCAGCCUGGAUCCUGCUUGGCCUCUGCUGCAAUCUCCCCUCCGGUUGUGCUCCCUGGAGGAAGGGCUGCUGCCGCCCUUGCCGUCUGCACUUAGCAGGGGCCUCUGCCUGUUCCUGUCGGCACCUCCUGGAGCUGGUUCUGCCCACAGAGCAAUGAGGACCACAGCAGAAGCUGCCCCGUUUAUGGGGAGGAAGGGGUUUCUUCCCUUAUCCAAGGGGCUACUGCUCCUGUGGACCCCGUGGCUGUUCCUUCCGGUGUGAGUGACUUGGACUGGCUUUGCCCAGUUGCGUUUCUCCACUUUGUCCUUCUCUGAGUUGGUGGAGCAGCUGAAAGCAGGAGCUGUGAGUGAAGACGUUUUUGUGAGAAACCGAGCAAGGGGCCUUCAAACCCACCUGCCCUCUUCCAGCCUCACGUACACCUUCCCUUUCUCUCCUCCCCCCACCUGUAGCAGACAUUAACAAGCCACCUUCCCUUACAGGAUGACUUACAUGCAAAUUACUAAGCAGAUACAGAAAUGGGCAUGGAGACAGGAUCUCUUGGCAAUGUGGUUAUGUAGGCAUUUCUGGGCCCUGCUUUCUGCCCCGUGUCCAACUCCUGCCUCCCCACUUAUCCGUUGCCCCCUGCCUGUGCCCCACCUCCCUGCUUAAUGCAGCGUUCCACACAGUG